Symbiodinium natans is the source of this 1080-nucleotide messenger RNA. Lineage: Eukaryota; Dinophyceae; Suessiales; Symbiodiniaceae. The record is from the annotation of a GenBank genome assembly.
AUGGCAGCCAUGGCAACCAUGGCAGCGAUGGUCAUAUGGCAUCUUUUGCUGAAGAGCGCGUCCGGCUUUGCCCACGAUGACACAUGCGCCAUGCAGCUCGGCCGAGUCAACAAGACGUUCACGGCCAAAGGGGAAGACUCGCAAGACCUCGCGGGCCAACUGGAGUUCGAAGUGGAUGCGACCCUCGCGGGCCAGUACUGCGUGGAUGGAACAGCUUUGGCCACAGUCGAGAAAGCGAGCCUGGCCGAGUGCAAGUCCGUGUGCAGCGUACUUUCAGGGUGUCGUUACCUCGCGUACCUCGAUCUCGAUAAACCCGCCUACAGGCUCGGCAUGAUCUCUGAGAAGAGGCCGCGUUUCCGCCAGAGGGUCAGGGCCAAAUAUUGUUCAGUGCAGUGCCGCUUCUUUUCCAGCUGCGCAAUGCCAGUGCAUUCCAACUGUGUGGUUGGCCCGACGAUGUAUGUCGUCAUAGGGGCACGUUCCACCACCACCACCACGACUGCCGCCACAACCACCAGCACCACCAGCACCACCAGCACCACCAGCACCACCAGCACCACCAGCACCACCAGCACCACCAGCACCACCAGCACCACCACCAGCACCACCAGCACCACCAGCACCACCAGCAUCACCAGCACCACCAGCACCACCAGCACCACCAGCACCACCAGCACCACCAGCACCACCAGCACCACCAGCACCACCAGCACCACCAGCACCACCAGCACCACCAGCACCACCAGCACCACCAGCACCACCAGCACCACCAGCACCACCAGCACCACCAGCACCGCACCACCAGCAUCACCAGCACCACCAGCACCAGCAGCACCAGCAGCACCAGCAGCACCACCAGCACCACCAGCACCACCAGCACCACCAGCGCCACCAGCACCACCAGCACCACCAGCACCACCAGCGCCACCAGCGCCACCAGCACCACCAGCACCACCAGCACCACCAGCGCCACCAGCACCACCAGCACCACCAGCACCAGCAGCACCAGCAGCGCGACAGCGACCACCACAACAACAACAACAACCCCCAGCCCGACGACCACGACAGCCACCCCCACCGUGA